CCGAUAAAAAGUAGUCUUGCAUUUUUUUCUGUACCUCAUAAAUACAGCAAAUUUCAAAUUGGCUCUCAGUUAUACACAGUUCUCACUUCAAAACAUCUAUUAAUAUCCUAGCUUUUCCCGCUACAAAUAAUAAUUCAUAAUGACACCCAAAAGUUACAACAUAGUUGUUAUGGGAUCGGGGGGUGUUGGCAAGUCUGCACUAACAAUACAAUUCGUUCGCUCUGUAUUUGUAGACGAGUAUGAUCCUACCAUUGAAGAUAGCUACCGCAAAACAAUAACUGUCAAUGGUAAACCGAAAAUACUAGACGUUUUAGAUACAGCUGGACAAGAAGAAUACAAUACACUGCGACCGCAAUACAUUCGCUCGGGUGAUGGGUUUCUUAUCGUCUACUCUAUCACGGAUAAACAAAGUUUCUUUGAUGCAAAGAAGCUGCAGUCCGAAAUUCUAAACACAAAGGAUGCCGAUCCAGGUACCAUCCCCAUUUACUUGGUAGGAAACAAAAAGGAUCUGGAAGAUAUGCGUGCUGUGCCCACGGCUGAAGGCCAAGCGUUUGCGACAGAGAGUACGAUUGGUUUUUUGGAAGCGUCCGCCAAGACUGCAGAGGGUGUCACAGAGAUGUUCACAGAGCUUACCAAUAAGAUUGAUGAGAUGAGUUGCAAGCCCAAAGCUAAUCACAAGCCCAAGCCCGUUGGCAAGAAAGAACAAGGGUGUUGCACAAUGAUGUGAUACUUGGAAACAAUGAUAAAAUUAAAUGAAUGUCAA
This is a messenger RNA of Sphaeroforma arctica JP610, 763 nucleotides long. RefSeq lists its product as hypothetical. The coding region runs from base 140 to 727 and encodes 195 amino acids. The record is from RefSeq and is a predicted model, not a curated record. The transcript has 2 exons. Gene Ontology annotation, biological process: Ras protein signal transduction. Gene Ontology annotation, cellular component: plasma membrane. NCBI's taxonomy places the organism in Eukaryota, Ichthyosporea, Ichthyophonida. Gene Ontology annotation, molecular function: GTPase activity; GDP binding; GTP binding.